This is a messenger RNA of Penaeus monodon (black tiger shrimp), 954 nucleotides long. RefSeq names its product N-alpha-acetyltransferase 20-like (gene Naa20A). Gene Ontology annotation, biological process: N-terminal peptidyl-methionine acetylation. Gene Ontology annotation, molecular function: protein-N-terminal amino-acid acetyltransferase activity. Gene Ontology annotation, cellular component: NatB complex. Lineage: Eukaryota; Metazoa; Arthropoda; Malacostraca; Decapoda; Penaeidae. Bases 259 to 780 code for a protein of 173 amino acids. The transcript has 4 exons. The record is from RefSeq and is a predicted model, not a curated record.
ACACACACACACACACACACACACACACACACACACACACACACACUUCGUUACAGAAACGCGACUGAAUGCAACCGGAUUGCUUACAAGAACGCUUCAACGGAAGCUCGUCGGCAACAGUACAACCAAAACAAUUACCACGAAAGGUUAAAGUCUCGAGUAAUGUAGAACAGUUUUAUCUCCAGUAAAUCGUGAUAAAUCCACCAAAUCCACCAGAAGGACGCAAAUAGUGACACUCGAAGACCCUGCAUCGCCGACAUGACAACCCUGCGGCCGUUUAGGUGCGAGGACAUGUUCCACUUCAAUAACGUGAACCUCGACCCGCUCACCGAGACUUACGGGCUGUCCUUCUACUUGCAGUAUUUAGCUCACUGGCCGGAGUAUUUCCAGGUGGCCGAGAGCCCCAGCGGCGUCAUUAUGGGAUACAUCAUGGGAAAAGCAGAAGGUCAUGGAGAGAAUUGGCAUGGACACGUGACAGCCCUGACUGUUGCCCCUGAGUACAGAAGACUUGGACUUGCAAAGCAGUUAAUGGCCAUUCUCGAAGAUAUAUCAGAAAAGAAGAGAUGUUAUUUUGUAGAUUUGUUUGUUCGAGUGAGUAAUCUGGUGGCAAUAACUAUGUAUAAGCUGCUUGGAUAUAUAGUUUAUCGCACAGUUCUCCAGUAUUAUUCCGGGGACCCUGACGAAGAUGCUUAUGAUAUGAGGAAGGCGUUAUCCAGAGAUGAACAGCGGAAGUCUGUUAUUCCAUUGACUCACCCUGUCAGACCGGAAGACAUAGAAUAAAUUACUUGUAGAUAUAAAUGUGUUCACAUUAAAAAAACAAGGCUUUGUCUUUUGAUAAGUUGAGUGAGAUAUCGAAGGAUCUCAAUAACUACAUACCAUAAUAAAAUUGUGUAGCAUAUUAAACAAACAUCUAAAUGCUUUCCAUGCUAAAAUAUUAAUAAAAUAUCAGAGAAA